UUAUGUUCUUCAAACAAAGUUCUUUUUUAUGUCUUUGGCUAGAUAGCCUGAUAGAUACGGACGGACGGGAACGGCUGCUCAAAAGAACUUUUACUCAAGAAAAACGAUGCCGUUAUCCGGUUUACUUUUGCCUGACAACAGAAAGCCUAACUGCAGCGAGUACGAGUUUCUCAACAUACCUGAAGGAGUAAUCCAAACAAAGUCUCUCCGUCAAAGCAGUCAGAUCAAGAAAUGUGCGCGCGACAAGCAAGGACGUUUGCCUCUGAAACAGAAAAAGAACUUUAUGCAACGCUGUUGAAGGAUGCCGUUCUCCGCCGGUCCUUCGCGUGUUCGUUGAAUUUCGGACGGUGAGAAUGUCGGGGUCAAAAUCAGAGACUGGAAAUGAACUUCUUGAAGAUCUUUUAUUGCAGAAUAUUCUGGGCACAAAUGUUCUACAGGCAAAGGCCGCAGCUGCUCAAAUGCGAGCGUUCUCAGCGUUCAGUGCGAGAUUAUGUACAGUGUUCAGGGCGGUGUUUAAAGCUUGACCAGAGUGGAUCCAAGGCCACAGCAAUAUCUCUUCUUGGCACAAAACAUCCUGUUCUGCGCAGUUACGCGAUUAUCAGAACAUUUUGCUACCGAGGUUAGCUUACACAACAUAACUGUGCACAAAUAAGUCUAUGUAUGAUCAUGACAUCGGUAUAUCGCGUGCGAGGGCCUUCAACGCGUAGAAUCCAGUGGGAAAAAGGGCACAAAACCCAUGCGACUUACAAUUUCAAUCUUUCCCAGGACCGUAAAGACAAAGAUGGAGUUCGGUGCUAAACCGAAGCCAAGUCAAAAUGUUGGGAGCAUCGGAAGAUAUAACAUCACCGGGGGAAAAAAACUAUCAUUCGCAUCGUCAGAGCCAAACGCUUAUCUUGCUUAGCGGUAACCGUGAAGUAGCAGAUAAAUCCAAUAACCGCCGAGCGCCGAGGUGAGAGACGCUCUUGUUCUCGGAGCUUGUGCCACAUCGGCAUCUGCAUCAAAUCACCAAAGACUAUUUGAGAGCCCUGAUAAAGUGGCGAUGUCAACUUUCCCAAACAAAUUCAGCCGGCCGCUUCGGCUCAACACACGGCCGGCUGGUCUGCGAGUCGAGAGGACUGCGUUUCUUUGAGAACUUUUCUAGCAAAGAGGCGACCCGUUUAGGGGAAAAGGCCCACACCUGAACAAAGUUGGAGUCAGACAACUGAGGGCUAACCGCUUUCGACUCCGAGGCUGUCGAACGGGCCCGGAGCGGAUCUUGCGCUGCCGCCAGGAGCUAGAGAGGAACUCCUGCCUCGCCACCCAAGAACCCGGCAGAGGAGUCAACCGCAGAAGCUCCUUCAUCACCUUCAGCUCGGGACCAGAAUGCUGCAUCAUCUCCACCCUCCAGAGAUUCGUCACCCAAAACUAUCUUACAACAGCAACACAAAUAGACUCAAAAACGUAUCCGAGUCCAUGUACUUUGCUCAUCUUGACUCAAGAGAAAGCUGAAGAUUGCUCAAUCUGGCAUGGAAAAUAUCAUUUUGGCCUCAGGAUGUUUUUGUUCCUUUAAUGCUGACCUGAAACCAUUGUUUUAAUUUGAAUCCACAAAAAGGGACUCCAGUCUGCCUGCUCAAUAACAAUAGCGAAAGGUCUGCGCAGGUGUGAAGCUGCAAGAUGAAAGGGAAGCCCCACCCCCUUGACAACUUUCCUUCUUGACCACCUGCCGUGGUCUUUGGGAAGCGUCUGCCGCGGUGCGCAAAGGGGCACACGAGGACCCGUCGCGAUGGCGCCUGGAAACCGAUCGUCGACGGGGGCUGCCCGACAAAACCCGUUUGGAUGCCCCCGAUUCUCCUGAUAAUCGGCAAAGUUUGGCUUGUUGAAGACGUCUCUCCUUUCGUCCAAAAAACUUCUCGAGUUCUAACCUUCCCUCUCCGCCUGUGAGGGUCAAGAAUAGGAAUAGUUUUUUGCCGUUGCCCAGGGGGCUCGGUCAAACGGCUGUCGUUCACUCGCCGUAUGACAAAAGGCUGGCGAGGGCCGCUCGUCCCGUCGAACGAGGAGAGCCGUCAGGAAACGGUUCUCGGCAAACGAUGGGUGAUGCUUCACACCUCCUCUGUUUACAGAGGGCUGGAUUCAAGGUGAAACGUCUUCAACAAACUUCUAAGCAGAGUCCAGUGGCACGCAAUGUGGGGGUUUUUUUGUGCAUUCGUUGCCGCCGGCGUGACUCGGAACCCGUCGCCAGCCAUGCCGCAAGUUCGUCGACUCGAGAUGAAGCUUCGCUACGACAGGAUCGGGUGCCCGCCCAAUCUCGAAGGUUCAAUUCAUGGAUCGUCAAAAGGUCAAUGUUGUUUUCGUCUUCCGGUUGAGGCGCUCGGCCCAGGCGAUGGCCGAACAAGCUCUGCUUUGCUCGCCGGGCGACGCGCAGAUCUUUUACUCGGCGGGGAAAGAAAAAAGGAGGUCGUCUGCUCGGGAGCCGAGAUGGCGGACGACGGUCGCCGCGGCUGGGAGGAGGACGAACGCGGCCCGGGAGCUUCUCACCACGGCUUCGUGCUCAUGGAGGCGCUCCUGGACAAGCUGAAAAUGUUAAACUGCGACCACGAGCUGCUGGAAAAACACAACAUGAAACCUCUCUCCAGACAUUACUUUGUGUCCAGCCCUUACCUGCCGCACAAUCCCGGCGAGCAAUUCUACGUGUUCACCGUCACGGCCGCCUGGCUCAUCAACGCGGCGGGCAGAAGCUUCGCCGAACCUCAGGAGGACGACGAGCCCGCCGCCGCCGUCGCCAACAUCCUGACCGAGCUCAGGGCGCUCGGUGUGAAGGUGGACUUCCCGCCGUCCAAGCUGAAGUCCGGUUCAGGUGAGCACGUGUGCUUCGUGUUGAACACGCUGGCUGAACACGCGCUCAAGAGGCGGGGAUUCUCCUUUAAAAGACCAAAGUACCCGACGGACACCGCAGAAGAAGAAUCGGUGAUGGACGACCACGCCGAACUGACACUCAACAAAACGGACCACGUCGUCGAGGAUGACGACGAAGACGAGGAGAACCUGGUGGACUUGGAGGCGCCGACCCCGCAGAGCAGCCUCAAAGAAGCGGCGGCGGCCAAACCCGAGGACAUCCAGCGCGCCACGGUGGACGCGGCCGCGUGGAACCUGGAGGUGGAACGAGUCCUGCCCCUCCUCAAAGUCACCAUCAGGACCGACAACAAGGACUGGAGGGUCCACGUGGACCAGAUGCACCGGCACCAGGACGGAAUCAAGUCUUCCCUCCGUGAGGCUAAGGGCUUCCUGGACAAGCUGCAGGAGGACAUCAGCAGGACUUUGGAGAAGGUGUCCAGUCGGGAGAAGUACGUGAACAAGCAGCUGGAAGCCGUCAUCGGCGAACAUCGCGCCGCCCGCGCCGAACUCAGCGAGGUCAGGGAGCGCUACCGACAGGCCAGCGGGGGCGUGGCCCAGAGGACGCAACUCCUGGCAGAGCUGAGUGAGGAGUUGGAGAAGGUGAAGCGGGAGAUGGAGGAGCGCGGGAGCAGCAUGUCGGACGCAGCGGCGGUGGUGAAGAUCAAGCAGAGCGUGACCAAGCUCAAGCAGGAGACGGUGCGGAUGGACGUGCGUGCGGGCAUCGUGCGCCACAUGCUGCUGCAGGCCAAACUCAAGCGCAAGUCCAACUUGAUGAGCGCCGACGAUACGCAAACCUUCGCCUAGUCGUGGCCGAGAUGAGGCUCCUUCUUCGUUCUGCCUAAAACCGAAGAACAAAAGACUUCUCAGCGAAGAGCCGACACGCUGGCCCAAAACGCUCUGCGUUGUCCCCCGGUGACCCGCAGCUCGACUGCGGGAGGAAGGACGAUCGAUGACUAUUCUGCAAAGAACGGUCCCCUUCUUAUCGGCCCUGAAAGCUCGCUCACCAGAUCGAAAACCCGUAUGAUGACUUGACUGCAAACCAUUUUGAUGGAAAUCAACAGUCCGCGGUCCGACCCUGCUGAAAUCGCCGCUAAACCCACACGGUGGACAACCGGCAGCCCCUCAUUAGUACAUAAAAUAAAAUAAGAAAUCACCUUCCUCAUCUGUCAGUAAGAUGCACAAAAAAAAACAGCUUGUUAUUACGGUGUUUCAACAAUAACAGUGGCUAGCUCUCCUCAUCAUCUAUUGUAAGAGUCGAUGCGCUCAACGGAGACCGCAACGCUGCCGCCGAGCGGACGGAGGGACAGGACUUCUCAACUUGUGUGUGUGUGUGAAUAUCUUGAAAUCUGCGUUACGUUUGUCUCCAAAAUAAAUGCACCUUCAACAAUUUACAAGCAGAAUUACAAAUGAGAAGUCAUGAUAGAUGCACACACGGCAUUAAAAAAGACGUGUAAAUCGGGGCUAUAUUUGUGGAUUUGAAAAAUCGCGGAUAUAUUACAACACACGUUACAACAGCGUACGUGUGUCGUAGUAAAAGAGUGUUGCGGCCAUAAAUGAUCAUGAUUAUUUGCUAAAAACAAUCAAGUUGAUCAGUUUGAACAUGAAAUAUCUUGUCUUUGUCGUGUAUUCAAUGAAUUAUAGGUUGAACAUGAUUUGCAAAUCAUUGUAUUUUGUUUUGAUUUCUUUAACACAACGUCCCAACUUUAUUGGAAUUUGGGUUGUACUUGAGUGGUGUAAAUAAGUGUUUUUCUGCGUGAAGAAUUAUAAAAAUUUUUUUGCCUUAUAUUACUCUUCAGAAUCUUCCAGAUUGCUUAAUUUAUGUCAAAAAAAAAAAAAAAAAAAAAAAAGAUUCUCUGCUUUGUCACCUUUUUCAUGCCUUUUGUGUUUGCAUGUCUGUAACCUGCUUUUUACUCGUAUUGUAAAAAUAGAAUAUUUCACUUUUUUUUUUUUUUACAAUUAUAAUAAA
Molecule: messenger RNA, 4837 nt
Organism: Phycodurus eques (leafy seadragon)
Lineage: Eukaryota; Metazoa; Chordata; Actinopteri; Syngnathiformes; Syngnathidae
Gene: ift57
Product: intraflagellar transport 57 homolog (Chlamydomonas)
Exons: 15
Coding region: 2161-3675 (504 amino acids)
Biological process (GO): non-motile cilium assembly; intraciliary transport
Cellular component (GO): intraciliary transport particle B; cilium; centrosome
Source: RefSeq, a predicted model, not a curated record